Messenger RNA from Cryptomeria japonica (Japanese cedar), 3140 nucleotides. RefSeq lists its product as uncharacterized. Lineage: Eukaryota; Viridiplantae; Streptophyta; Pinopsida; Cupressales; Cupressaceae. The coding region runs from base 1040 to 2212 and encodes 390 amino acids. The transcript is spliced from 6 exons. The record is from RefSeq and is a predicted model, not a curated record.
UGACAGACAGACGGGCAAAAUAACAGUUUGCUGACUCGUAGGGAGGUCUGAGGUUCGAAACUUUCUCCGUCUGAAAUUUUGAGGAAACUAACCCCAGUUGAACAAAUUAAAACGCCGAGUCAACCUUGUCGCAAUACCGCAUUCAAAUCCAACAAAGGUUUUUUUAACUCUGUACAAAUGUGGAGAUAACAAAACAAGGGUACUAAAUAUAUAUGUGUGUCUAUCUGCUUCUUUCCCAAAAAAAGUAGGGCGCUGAAGAGAAUAAAUACCGUCAAAAUUCCUUGUCGAUAAUGCUGAAUGACGGGAGUUUAUUGUUGUUGUUGUAGGGUUGGAUUGGUCUGGUAUUAGUUGUUCUUUUUAAAUUUAGUCAUCUUGUGUUAUCAUCAUUGGUUUUCUGAGCUCAUUGCCAUUGACGUUCGAAACCAAACCCUCGGUUCAUUUGGAGGUUGGUACUCUAAAAUAUAUGCAGCGGCUGCCGUGGAAUGAAGGAUUCCCUAGGUAAUCGUCCGAUACCUGAGCUUUCAAUUGAGCGUUGAAUCUUAUGUAGAAAUCUUCGAAAUCUGGAAGUAAAUUAGGGUAUUUGACGCCUGGGAGAAUCUGGGGGUCGUUUGUGUUUAGCAAUCUUUUAUAAUCUUCCUGCGGGCGCAGGGACUUUGCUGUUUUCGCUGGUUUACAUUGGUGCGGGAUUUGAAAGAGGUUGUAGGGAGAAAAUUGAGGGUUUCGUAUUGGGAAAUUUGUCUGGAUUUGAAUAAGUUCGUUUCGACAGAGUCUUUCUGGAGCGAAAGGGUUUGUUUGUAGAUUGAGGGGGAGAUUCUGUGUAAAAUACGAUUAGGUUUGGAGUGUUUCUUUGCUGGAAUAGAUCCUGGCUGUCUCUUUUAAAGUUUGAAUCUUUGGGCACCUGAAGAGGUUGGAAACUUUGGGCCGGACGUUUGAUUGCGUCUGCUCUGUUCGUUUUUUUAUUUUGGAGAGUUUUUAGAGAUUUGUGCGAGUGGAACCUUAACGCUUCAGGUGAAGUGAAGUGAAUAUAGAAUUAGUGUAAAUGUUUGGAACAAGCUCGCACUUUGGCCGUGGCGGCGGUCAUGGACGCGAGCAGUUUCAUGAUCCACAGAACGGGAGCCGCCAUUCAAAUAUACGGCGUUCUCGCGGUGGAUUUUCACAGGGUAAAUUUUAUCAACACCCAAAUAAGAGAGCUGCAGAGAAGGCUGCAGAGGAAAACCGCCACACUGCUGCUGCGGAUAGUUGUUGCAGGAGUGAGAAGAAGGCAUGUUGCAAUCUGGAUCGAUUUUUGGAAUACACAACUCCCAUGGCUCCCUUGCAGCAUUUGCCGAAGACAAUUUCAAAAGGUUUGAGGGCAUCUGAGGCUGAAUGUGUGCCCUUCUUCACUCUUGGCGAUCUGUGGGAAUCGUUCAAUGAGUGGAGUGCGUAUGGUGCUGGAGUACCGAUUUUGUUGAAUGGAAGUGACACUGUUAUUCAGUAUUAUGUACCAUUUUUAUCUGCUAUUCAGAUUUAUACUCAGACUUCAAGGCCCACUAUAUCAAUAAGGCGCCCUGGGGAAGAGAGUGAUAGUGAUUAUAGAGAUACAAGUAGUGAAGGUAGUAGUGAUGGUGAAGUGGACUUAAAAUAUAGCGGGUCCAUUCACAAGAGAAACACCAGGGGAUUUGAUUGUGCUGCACAGGAAGGCUUUUCUAGUGAUGAUGGUGAAGGAAACAGCUGUCUUCGAUUUCAAUAUUUUGAGCGUGCCGUUCCUUACAGUCGUGAGCCUCUUGCAGACAAGAUUGCACAUCUUGCCCAGAGUUUUCCACAACUAAAGACAUUAAGAAGCAUUGAUCUGCUGCCAUCGAGUUGGUUUUCAGUUGCAUGGUACCCAAUAUACAGGAUACCAACAGGCCCAACCUUGCAAGACCUGUCUGCAUCUUUUCUAACGUUUCACUCUCUUUCAACACCUUUUAAAGAUGGUCGCAACAAUCACAUUAAUGUUGGAGAGAAAAUGGUACCUUGUAAUCGAAUAAAUAAUUCAGGGGGCUCUUUGAAGAUAGCUUUACCUGUGUUUGGCCUUGCUUCUUACAAGUUCAAGGGUACAGUUUGGAAUGCAACUGGCAACUGUGAACGGCAGCAGGGUGAUUCUCUGCUUCAGUCAGCUGAUGAGUGGUUGAGGUUACAUCAAGUGCAACAUCCAGAUUAUGAUUUUUUCCUUUUGCAUAGUAAAUUCUAAUCGAGGAUGAAUUAAAGGCAUGGCAUUUGGUCUCCCGUUCAGUUGAAAUGAGUGAUUGGGUGAUAUGUGGCUUAUUUUUUAAUUACAGCCAUUGACAAGACCAGUGGAGUGUGUGAACCAGCCAGAUGAGGAUUGUUCACAUGCUCUACUAUGAUCCAAUAAUAAGGAAAAAAAAAAAGGCUCAAAAUCUCCUGUAGCAGAAAAUUGAGAAGCUACCGGUCGAACUCAUAACCUAAAAGGCUUAUAAGAAAAAAAAGAAAGUUUUAUGUAAAGGUCUGGCUUGUCUAUUUGAAAGAAAAAGAAAAAGAAUCCUGAUUUCAGAAGUAGAAGGAAGAGAAAAUGCUGCAAUGAAAUGAAGUGGCCAGAACUUUGGAUAUCUAAGAAUCCAUGUUUUCCAUUUAUAAUUCUUUACCAGAAGUCCCUGUAUUUUUGUGGUUUCAGGACUUGAUUCAUGCAGGUUUCUCUCUUCCUUGGUUUCAACAAGGCACAAUUUUAUCUGUAAUCUUUUCAGUGUGUGGCUGCAGACCUGUGGUUGCAGAUGAUCAUUAACCAGUGAUGAAUGCCUUAGUAGUUUUUUGGUUUACAUUAAUGGCUUUUGAUAUGAAAAACACUGGUUUUUGAUGAUUGGCAGAGCAUAAAUAAUUUUGAAGACUAAUUUCUCAAAAGUUGGGCAGCUUAAUGGAUGCCUGUUGUUAGUGAGAGGGAACUGUUGCUUAUUGAGUGUCAUUGUAAUAAGCAUUUGAUUUUUCUCCAAGGGAUUUUUGCUACAAAUAUCAGUUGUGGCUAGUGUAGGAUCAUUAUUUGUCCUAUCAGUCUCUCUUUGGAGUCAAGGGAAAAAGGAAAUGAGUGAAAACUCUCAAGUUAUAUUAAGAUAUUUCUUGAGGGUUUCUGUAUGCUUUGGGUUCCAUAUGAUUGAUUUAUUUUUGCA